Botrytis cinerea B05.10 is the source of this 1776-nucleotide messenger RNA. It is a transcript of the gene Bcate1, whose product is annotated as Bcate1. Bases 362 to 1621 code for a protein of 419 amino acids. Gene Ontology annotation, biological process: protein arginylation. Gene Ontology annotation, cellular component: cytoplasm. The record is from RefSeq and is a predicted model, not a curated record. NCBI's taxonomy places the organism in Eukaryota, Fungi, Ascomycota, Leotiomycetes, Helotiales, Sclerotiniaceae. The transcript is spliced from 4 exons. Gene Ontology annotation, molecular function: arginyl-tRNA--protein transferase activity.
GCUCUUACAACAUCUGAGUAUCGAACAAUUCUCGAGCUCUCAUGAUCCUUCCUUGAGCGCGGGGUUGACAACACAAACACAAACCCACACCCACACCCACUCUCUACUCUCUACUCUCUACUCUCUACUCUCUACUCUCUCCUCUCUCCUCUACUCCUGAUACCACUACCUACGCCCACUCUGUCUCCCACUAUUACUAUUACUCCCACUCUCAUCUGCACUCACUCUCACUUCAAUCCGGCGAAUAAUCCACCCAUUCGUACCCAUACAACAAGAACAAGAACAAGAACAAGAACACCACCAACAUCAUCAUCAUCUCACAGCCAAUAUCGGCCUUGUCACCUUGGGCUGUUUCCACGUCAUGCAAACCCCAGUCUCGCUUCUGUCGCCCCUUGGCUACAGUAACAAUAGUUGUGGAUAUUGUCAUAAUGAUUCAGGCAGUUAUUCGUACUACGCUAGAACUCAAACGCUCCAACCAGAAUUUUAUCAAGGACUUCUCGAUCGAGGAUGGAGACGUUCAGGUAGCCUUCUCUACAAACCCGAUCUUCGAAAAUCAUGUUGUCCACAAUAUACCAUCCGUCUAGAUUCCCACCAAUUUCGCCCGACAAAAGAUCAACGGCAAGUAGUAAAUCGUUUCAACAAAUAUGUUCUCGGAGAUACAUAUACGAAAGAAGCCGCAAGAUUAUAUCCCAAAUCACGCGAGCAAGCUAAGAAACGUAACACGGACUUUGAUCUCGAGGAAAGAAUUCAUGAAGGGGAAAAGGGAAGAGUUAAGACACCACCGGAACCAGCACAUGCUUUUACUGUUACGUUGGAAACAGAUGAGUUCACAGAGGAAAAAUACACUCUCUUUGAAAAUUAUCAACGGAUUGUCCAUCAUGAACCUCCUGAUAGAAUAAGUAAAGGCGGUUUCAAGAAUUUUCUCUGCUCUUCCCCUUUACCACGAAGUACCACAACCAUCGACGGCAAAACCAAACAUCUAGGUUCCUAUCACCAAUGUUACCGUCUAGAUGGAAAGUUGAUCGCAAUAGGCGUCCUGGAUCUCCUCCCUAAAUGCGUCAGCGCGGUCUAUUUCAUGUAUCACGAAUCGGUACAUUCUCACGGAUUUGGAAAAUUAGGCGCAGUGCGAGAGAUUGCACUAGCAAAAGAAGAGGGCUACCAAUAUUGGUAUGCAGGGUUUUAUAUCCACACCUGUGUGAAAAUGAGAUACAAGGGAGAUUAUAGUCCUCAAUAUAUUCUAGAUCCGGAAACAUACAAUUGGGCACUCUUUGAUGAAGAUCUGAGGGGCAAAUUUGACGAGAGGAAAUAUGUCAGCGAGACUCAAACCCCAGAGUCAAAUAACACACAAGAUGAAGAUCCUUCGGCUCCCUACGACACAGGCAGUAAACCCAUCUUCGAAACAUCCAUGCCGGGACUCCUUUCUAAAUCAGACAUUCUAACGAAAUCCCCGCUCGAUCAUGUUAAAAUUCGCAUCAGACAAAGUGUGCACAAAACUCAUGAGCUGGUGAGUUGGGAAAAUGAUAGUGUAGGGGAUGUGAAUAGUCUGAAGGGGAUUAUUGCAGAGUUGGUUAGUGCGGUGGGGGUGAGAUUGGCGGGGGAAAUGGUGGUUUAUUUUCGUUAAGGGGCGUGGAUUUGAGGGCUGAUGGUUGACAGAGAGUUUGUAUUAUAAGUUAUAGGGAAGGGUGAGGAGAAGGGGAGGGUUGAAUGAGCCGAAUGCUUUAGAUUCUAUAGAUCAAUGAGUUAUGGGAAAAUUCAAUACAAUGAUUACGAUUAACA